Molecule: messenger RNA, 2335 nt
Organism: Myotis lucifugus (little brown bat)
Lineage: Eukaryota; Metazoa; Chordata; Mammalia; Chiroptera; Vespertilionidae
Gene: SPINT1
Product: serine peptidase inhibitor, Kunitz type 1
Molecular function (GO): protein binding; serine-type endopeptidase inhibitor activity
Source: RefSeq, a predicted model, not a curated record
UGGGCAAGGAAGGCGACGGCCCCUGUGGACGACGAUGGCCGGCGGCCCCGCUCCCCGGCCCGCACCCCAGCGGCCGCCCUGUGGCUCCUGUGUGCGCUCGGCCUCGCGGGCACCGACGCCGGGCCGCCGCCCACGCCCCCCGCGCUGCCCGCCGGAGCCGCCUGCCUGGACCGCUUCACCCCCGGGGUGCCCUCCUUCGUGCUCGACACCGACGCCUCGGUCAGCAACGGGGCCACCUUCCUGGGCUCGCCCGCCGUGCGCCGCGGCCGGGACUGCGUGCGCGCCUGCUGCACCACCCCCGGCUGCAACCUGGCCCUGGUGGAGCUGCAGCCCGCCGGCGGGGAGGACGCCGCCGCCGCCUGCUUCCUCGUCAACUGCCUCUACGAGCAGAACUUUGUGUGCAAGUUCGCGCCCAAGGAGGGCUUCGUCAACUACCUCACCAGGGAGGUUUACCGCUCCUACCGCGAGCUGCGGACUCAGGGCUUUGGAGGGUCCCGGAUCCCCAAGAUCUGGGCAGGCAUAGACCUGAAGGUACAGCCCCAGGAACCCCUGCUGCUGAAGGGUGUGGAGAACACAGAUUGGCACCUACUGCAGGGUGACCCGGACGUCAGGGUGGAGAGGAAAGAUCCGGACCAGGUGGAACUAUGGGGACUCAAGGAAGGCACCUACCUGUUCCAGCUGACAUUGGACAGCUCAGACCAGCCAGAGAGCACGGCCAACGUCACAGUCACCGUUCUCUCCGCCAAGCAGACAGAAGAAUAUUGCCUCGUAACCAAAAAGGUGGGCCGCUGCCGUGGUUCCUUCCCCCGCUGGUACUAUGACCCCAAAGAACAGAUCUGCAAGAGUUUUGUGUAUGGAGGUUGCUUGGGCAACAAGAACAAUUACCUUCGGGAGGAAGAGUGCAAGCUAGCCUGCCGUGAUGUACAAGGUGGGCCUUUGCGUGGCAGCUUUGGGGAUCAGGUGACUUUCCCUCAAGGUUCCUCCAAGGAAAGGCACCAUCCAGUGUGCUCUGACGCCUGUCCCUCCUCCGAGUUCCACUGCAGCAAUGGCUGCUGCAUCGACAGCUAUUUGGAGUGUGACGGCACGCCCGACUGCUCUGACGCCUCCGACGAGGCCGCCUGUGAUGAAUACACCAGCGGCUUUGAGGAGCUUCAGAACUUCCGUUUCCCCAGUGACAAAGGGCACUGCGUGGACCUGCCAGACACGGGCCUCUGCAAGGAGAACAUCCCACGCUGGUACUACAACCCCUUCAGCGAACGCUGCGCCCGCUUUACCUAUGGCGGUUGUUAUGGCAACAAGAACAACUUUGAGGAUGAGCAGCAGUGUCUUGAGUCCUGUCGUGGCAUCUCCAAGAAGGAUGUGUUUGGCCUGCGGCGGGAAGCCCCCAUUCCCAACGUAGGCUCCGCGGAAGUGGCCGUUGCGGUGUUCCUGGCCGCCUGCAUCGUGGUGGUGGUAGCCAUCCUGGGGUACUGCUUCUUCAAGAACCAGAAGAAGGGCUUCCACGGAUACCGCCGCAGCCAUCGCCACCCCCCGCCCCCGACCCCCGCCAGCUCCACGGUUUCCACCACAGAGGACACAGAGCACCUGGUCUAUAACCACACUACCCAACCCCUCUGAGCCUGCGGCUACCUUGGCCCUUCGGCCUGGGGCUCUCACGGGCUCUCACCAGCUCUCACCUGACCCUGCUUCCUCCUUGCCAAGGAGGAGGCCUGGGCUGGGAAAGACUUUGGGACCAGACCCUUCCUGCCUGUUUCUCAGGCGUCUGCCUCAGAGGCCAGGGCUCUAGCCCCUGUCAGAGAUGUCUCAGCUAAGCUCAGACCACUUGUUCCUGAGAAGGCUCCAGGGUCUGAAAGGAAAGAAAGCCUUGGAGCCAGGAGUCCCAUAGAUGGACCUGCUUACCUUGGAUGUCAGAGGAAGUUGGAGGCCUGUUUCCUGUUCAAAGCUGCCUGCCCCACACCGAGGUGUUGGGAAGGGGACUGGGCAGCGUCAGAAGCUGGAGGCCCAACCCUGUCCUCCAGCGCUACCCCUCCCACUCUGACAGGCCAGAGCGGAGAUAAGGACCUCCUAUGAAUUUUGCGCUGUACAGAGUUGCUUUUUGUUUAUUUAAUGCCAUGGGGGUGGACGAGAGGAGUGGAAAGUGGCUAUCUGGCCUCUGUUGCCUCUUCCCUUCCCCCAAGAGGGAGUCCCAACUUGGCCUGACCUAGCGCAUGGAGCCAGAGCUGCUCCAAGCUUCCUGCACUCCCCAGGCCUCUCUGGCACCACACCCACUCCGCGCCCCUACUUUACACAGGCCCCAAUGCACCCACAGUGUAAUAAAGUGGUUUGUUCUGUGGGG